GUGCUCUGACCCCCUGCUCCUGUCCUCAGGGAGUGGGGAAGGCCAGGGCCAGAUCCUGCAGCGCUUCCCGGAGAAGGACUGGGAGGAUAACCCCUUCCCUCAGGGCAUCGAGCUGUUUUGCCAGCCCAGCGGGUGGCAGCUGUGUCCUGAGAGGAACCCACCGACCUUCUUUGUUGCUGUCCUCACUGACAUCAACUCCGAGCGGCACUACUGUGCCUGCUUGACCUUCUGGGAGCCGGCAGAGCCCGCGCAGGAAGCCGUGUGCUCGGAGGACGCUGCCGGGAGGGAAGAGGAAGCCGGCGAGGGAGGCUCAGGGCGACUGUCACCUGGCACGCCCGGCCCACCUGGCCAGCUGUUCGCUCCAAAGACUCUGGUGUUGGUGUCUCGGUUGGACCAUGUGGAGGUGUUCAGGAACAGCCUGGGUCUCAUCUACACCAUCCACGUGGAGGGCCUGAACGUGGGCCUGGAGACCGUGGUCGGGAACCUGCUCACCUGCAUCAUCCCCCUGGCUGGGGGCUCACAGAGAACCAUCUCUUUGGGGGCGGGUGACCGGCAGGUCAUCCAGACCCCACUCACUGACUCCCUGCCCAUCAGCCGCUGCAGCGUGGCCCUGCUCUUCCGCCAGCUAGGCAUCACCAACGUGCUGUCUUUGUUCUGUGCUGCCCUCACUGAGCACAAGGUGCUCUUCCUGUCCCGGAGCUACCAGCGCCUCUCAGAAGCCUGCCGGGGACUCCUGGCCCUGCUGUUCCCGCUCCGAUACAGCUUCACCUACGUGCCCAUCCUGCCGGCGCAGCUCCUGGAGGUGCUCAGCACGCCCACGCCCUUCAUCAUCGGCGUCAACGCAGCCUUCCAGGCAGAGACCCAGGAGCUGCUGGAUGUGAUUGUGGCUGACCUGGAUGGAGGGACGGUGACUGUCCCCGAGUGUGUACACAUUCCACCGCUGCCGGAGCCGCUGCAGAGCCAGACCCACAGCGUGCUGAGCAUGGUCCUGGACCCGGAGCUGGAGUUGGCAGAUCUCGCCUUCCCACCCCCCACAAUAUCCUCUUCCUCCCUGAAGAUGCAGGACAAGGAGCUGCGGGCUGUUUUUCUGCGGCUCUUUGCUCAGCUCCUGCAGGGCUACCGUUGGUGUCUGCACAUGGUCCGCAUCCACCCGGAGCCUGUCAUCCGCUUCCACAAGGCAGCCUUCCUGGGCCAGCGUGGGCUGGUGGAGGACGACUUCCUGAUGAAGGUGCUGGAGGGCAUGGCCUUUGCGGGCUUCGUGUCGGAGCGCGGGGUCCCCUACCGUCCUACGGACCUGUUUGAUGAGCUGGUGGCCCAUGAGGUGGCGCGGAUGCGGGCGGACGAGAGCCACCCCCAGCGGGUCCUGCGUCACGUCAAGGAGCUGGCGGAGCAGCUCUACAAAAACGAGAACCCGUACCCCGCCGUGGCUAUGCACAAGGUGCAGAGGCCGGGGGAGGCCAGCCACCUGCGGCGGGCGCCCCGGCCCUUCCCCCGGCUGGACGAGGGCAUGGUACAGUGGAUCGUGGACCAGGCCACGGCCAAGAUGCAGGGAGCACCCCCCGCUGUGAAGGCCGAGAGGAGGACCACCGUGCCCUCGGGGCCCCCUAUGACCGCCAUCCUGGAGCGGAGCAGCGGGCUCCAUGGCAACAGUGCUCGCCGCCUGGAGGUGGUUCGAAACUGCAUCUCAUACGUGUUCGAGGGGAAGAUGCUGGAGGCCAAGAAGCUGCUCCCCGCUGUGCUGAGGCAGCCGCACUGGCUGGUGGCGAGGGCCUGCGUGCCCAGUGCUGGCGGCGCUCCCUUGGAGCGACACACCCGCCAGCCCCAGGUGUGCACAGCAGGACGCAGAGGCAAGGGGGCCCUUCACAGCCGGGCGCUGGGCCUUCCCCGACCCCUGGGGCCCAUCUGGUCGCAGGGUGUUGACCAUCCAUCUCGUUCGGGAGGCACAGGGCUUCCUGUAGGCUCGCCCGCCUCUGUGGUCGUGGCCAGGCCCGGGGCCGCCCAGACCUCAGAGGCCUUGUGUCUGAUGCAGCUGCUGAAGAUGGCCUUCGACGAGGAGGUGGGGUCCGAGAACGCCGAGCUCUUCCGCAAGCAGCUGCACAAGCUGCGGUACCCGCUGGACAUCAGGAACACCUUCGCCUUCACCCAGGGCUCCGCGCACACGCCCGGCCGGCCGCCCCGCACCGCCAAGGACAAGGGUCCCUCCCUCAGGACCCUGUCCCGGAACCUCGUGAAGAACGCCAAGAAGACCAUGGGACGGCAGCACGUCACUCGCAAGAAGUACAACCCCCCCAGCUACGAGCACAGGGGCCAGUCCCCCGACGACCAGGAGGAUGAGAUCUCAGUGUCAGAGGAGCUGGAGCCCGGCACGCUGACCCCGACCUCGGCCCUGAAGCCCUCCGACCGCAUGACCAUGAGCAGCCUGGUGGAGCGGGCCUGCUGCAGGGACUACCAGCGCCUGGGCCUGGGCACGCUGAGCAGCAGCCUGAGCCGCGCCAAGUCAGAGCCCUUCCGCAUCUCCCCGGUCAACCGCAUGUACGCCAUCUGCCGCAGCUACCCGGGGCUGCUGAUCGUGCCCCAGAGCGUCCAGGACAACGCGCUGCAGCGUGUCUCCCGCUGCUACCGCCAGAACCGCUUCCCCGUGGUCUGCUGGCGCAGCGGGCGCUCCAAGGCCGUGCUGCUGCGCUCAGGGGGCCUGCAUGGCAAGGGUGUCGUUGGUCUCUUUAAGGCCCAGAACACGCCUUCUCCAGGCCAGUCCCAGGCGGACUCCAGCAGCUUGGAGCAGGAGAAGUACCUGCAGGCCGUGGUCAGCUCCAUGCCCCGCUACGCCGACACCUCCGGCCGCAACACCCUCAGCGGCUUCUCCUCGGCCCACAUGGGCAGUCAUGUGCCCAGCCCCAGAGCCAGGGUCACCACGCUGUCCAACCCCAUGGCGGCCUCGGCCUCCAGACGGACCGCGCCCCGAGGUAAAUGGGGCAGCGUUCGGGCCAGCGGGCGCAGUGGUGGGCUCGGUGGUGAUGUGGGCUCCCGGCUCGCAGGCAGAGACAUGCGGGGGCCCCCCCAGGCGAACGGGGCUCCCCCAGACUCGGGCUUUCCGCGGCCCCAGCGUGCAGCCCUCUACAUCAUUGGGGACAAGGCCCAGUUCAAGGGCGUGCGACCAGACCCCCUGCAGCAGUGGGCGCUGGUGCCCAUCGAGAUGUUUGAGGCCCGGCAGGUGAAGACCAGCUUCAAGAAGCUGCUGAAGGCAUGUGUCCCGGGCUGUCAGGACUUCGAGUCCGGCCCCACCUUCCUGCGCUCGCUGGAGGAUUCGGAGUGGCUCACCCAGAUCCACAAGCUGCUGCAUGUGUCGGUGAUGGUGGUGGAGCUCCUGGACUCGGGCUCCUCCGUGCUGGUGAGCCUGGAGGACGGCUGGGACAUCACCACGCAGGUGGUGUCCCUGGUGCAGCUGCUCUCGGACCCCUUCUACCGCACCCUGGAGGGCUUCCGCCUGCUGGUGGAGAAGGAGUGGCUGUCCUUUGGCCAUCGCUUCAGCCACCGGGGGGCCCACACCCUGGCCGGGCAGAGCAGCGGCUUCACGCCCGUCUUCCUGCAGUUCCUGGACUGUGUGCACCAGGUCCACCUGCAAUUCCCCAUGGAGUUCGAGUUCAGUCCCUUCUACCUCAAGUUUCUUGGCUACCACCACGUGUCCCGCCGCUUCCGGACCUUCCUGCUGGACUCGGACUAUGAGCGCAUUGAGCUAGGGCUGCUGUACGAGGAGAAGGGGGAGCGCAAGGGCCCGCAGGCCUGCAGGUCUGUGUGGGAGUAUGUGGACCGGCUGAGCAAGAGGACGCCCGUGUUCUACAACUACAUGUACGCGCCCGAGGACACGGAGGUCCUGCGGCCCUACAGCAACGUGUCCAACCUGAAGGUGUGGGACUUCUACACCGAGGAAACGCUGGCCCAGGGCCCCCCCUAUGACUGGGAGCUGGCCCAGGUGUCCCCGGAGCCCCCGGAGGAGGAGCGGCCCGACGGGGGUGCUCCCCAGAGCCGGCGCCGCGUGGUGUGGCCCUGCUACGACAGCCGUCCCCGGGCCCAGCCCGACGCCAUCUCACGCCUGCUGGAGGAGCUGCAGCGGCUGGAGACCGAGCUGGGCCGGCCCCCUGAGCGGUGGAAGGACAACUGGGAUCGGGUGAAGGCUGCCCAGCGCCUCGAAGGCCGGCCAGACGGACGUGGCACCCCCAGUUCUCUGCUGGUGUCCAGUGUGCCCCACCACCGCCGCUCGCUGGGUGUGUACCUGCAAGAGGGGCCUGUGGGCUCCACCCUGAGCCUCAGCCUGGACAGUGACCAGAGCAGUGGCUCAACCACAUCCGGCUCCCGCCAGGCCGCCCGCCGCAGCACCAGCACCCUGUACAGCCAGUUCCAGACGGCUGAGAGUGAGAACAGGUCCUACGAGGGCACCCUCUACAAGAAGGGGGCCUUCAUGAAGCCCUGGAAGGCCCGCUGGUUCGUGCUGGACAAGACUAAGCACCAGCUGCGCUACUACGACCACCGCGUGGAUACAGAGUGCAAGGGGGUCAUCGACCUGGCGGAGGUGGAGGCCGUGGUGCCUGGCACUCCCACCAUGGGCGCCCCCAAGACCGUGGACGAGAAGGCCUUCUUCGAUGUGAAGACGACUCGUCGUGUUUACAACUUCUGUGCCCAGGACGUGCCGUCGGCCCAGCAGUGGGUGGACCAGAUCCAGAGCUGCCUGUCAGACGCCUGAGCCCAGCCCUGCCCGGCUGCGCUGUGUCCAGUCACAGACCACUAGGGGUGGGCAGGGCCCCCCGGCCAUGUUUACAGCCCCCACCCUUGACAGUAUUGAGGCCCAGCCCCCGAAUUUGUGUGUAUAGCCCCUGCCAACCCCAUCCUGCCCACCCUGCCCGCCUGGUCAGCUCUGACUUAUUUUGGAGUCCUGGCUGAGCGUUGGCGGGAGGCGCCAUGGUACAGCCCUCUCGGUGGGCCUGUAAAUAGCCCAGCCCUGUCCGCGUGGUGGCCCCGGCGGCCCGCAGGCACCCUGUUCCUACAAACAGAGUCUAUAAAGAGAACUAACUAUGUGCCACA
Molecule: messenger RNA, 5076 nt
Organism: Myotis lucifugus (little brown bat)
Lineage: Eukaryota; Metazoa; Chordata; Mammalia; Chiroptera; Vespertilionidae
Gene: SBF1
Product: SET binding factor 1
Source: RefSeq, a predicted model, not a curated record